AUUUUAUCGGAUAUCCAGGAUUGUCAGCCAAAAGGUUCAAAGAGGAAGCCGAAAUCUUCCUAGCAUUGUUCGGGAGGUAGACACACUCUGUCAGUUUAAAUCUAGAUUAUUCUCUUUAACCUGGCAUACACAUAGCACACUAACAUAUGAAGGAUUUUUAGGCUGCAUUAAUUAGUUCAACUGAAACUGGGAAUCCAGUUAAGAUCCAGUCUGCAUCCAGAUCAGAUGAUCACUGUAGUCACCUGUAUCCAGUCCAUAUGGUGGAUCUGCACCUAAAGACGACAUCUAUAGCCCUGAAUCUCGGCGGAGACCAGGACAAUUAGAUAGCUCCAGAGACAGAUUGGGGGCCAUCAGCACAAGACCACGAGAACCAGUCGAGUCCUCUGCACAAUCUGACUUGUGUUGCAGUCUGGAAUUAAACCACGCCAUGCUGGUUUCGAACUGGCAACCCAACUGAGCCUGGUUUCUCCCAUGUUUUUUUUUUUUUUCAAUUUCUAUCAGUGGUGGAGUUUUGGUUCCUUGCCUUGUUGCCUUUGGCUUGUUUUGGCAAUAUUGAUGAAUUGAUUGAACAGACACUAUGUAAACUGAUCUGAGCUGGAUGGUGACAUCACUGAAUUAAUAAUGAAAUAAAUAAUAAAUUACUUUAACUGAAAAAUUGAGUGUUUCGUAUUAUACUCUUGUAUUAUUGACACAGUGUUUUCCCGUUUAAUACUGUUAAGCAUCUUUAACACAGUCUCUAUUGUAUAAAGCGCUAUAUAGAUAAAAGUGACUUGACUUUGUAUUGAAAGCAGGAGACAAAAUAAUUGUAAAAAAAGAACAAGAACUAUAUAUUAAAUUAUCUUAUUUGCGUCUGGUCCAAUGUUCAGACUUUGUCUGACCAGUACAAAUUUAAGCUGCUUCACAACAUCAUCCCUUUAAACCUGUAACCUGUAAGGCCUACACUGUUGAAAAGACUAGCAGUGCUGGUUAUAAUUAUAUGCUAUGCACAUUCUGACUAGCUUUCUUGAUUAACCAGCUUUUCAUAAGGGCAGAGCCAUACAAAGUUGUAGACCACAAAAUGAAGACUCUUUCUCUCCACAGGGUUUUUUCCGCAGAAGUAUCCAGAAGAACAUGUUGUACACAUGCCACAGGGAGAAGAACUGCAUUAUCAACAAGGUGACUCGAAAUCGCUGUCAAUACUGCCGGCUACAGAAGUGCUUCGCUGUGGGAAUGUCCAAAGAGUCUGUCCGGAAUGACAGAAAUAAGAAGAAAAAGGAGAUUCCAAAGCAGGAGUUGGCCGAAAGUUAUGAGUUGACAACAGAACUAGAGACAAUCAUUGAAAAGAUACGGAAAGCUCACCAAGAGACAUUUCCUUCACUCUGCCAGCUGGGCAAGUACACCACGAAUUCCAGUGCGGAUCACCGUGUGCGUUUGGAUCUGGGCCUCUGGGAUAAGUUCAGUGAACUGGCCACUAAGUGCAUUAUUAAAAUCGUGGAGUUUGCCAAACGAGUUCCUGGUUUCACUGGACUCACUAUCGCCGAUCAGAUCACACUGCUCAAAGCUGCCUGCCUCGACAUAUUGAUACUGCGUAUCUGCACACGUUACACGCCUGACCAGGACACAAUGACGUUCUCUGAUGGUCUCACGCUGAACCGCACACAGAUGCACAACGCUGGCUUCGGCCCGCUAACAGACCUGGUGUUCACCUUCGCCAACCAGCUCCUGCCCAUCGAGAUGGACGACACGGAGACAGGACUGCUGUCCGCCAUCUGCCUCAUCUCCGGAGAUCGACAGGAUUUGGAAGAGCCUUCAAAAGUAGACCAACUCCAGGAACCCCUGCUAGAGGCUCUGAAAAUCUACGUGCGAAAGCGCAGACCCAGCAAACCACACAUGUUCCCCAAGACCCUCAUGAAGAUCACAGACCUGCGCAGCAUCAGUGCUAAAGGUGCAGAGCGAGUGAUCUCUCUGAAGAUGGAGAUCCCUGGAUCAAUGCCUCCCCUCAUCAAGGAGAUGCUGGAGAACUCGGAGGGUCAGGACGGACAGAGCUCCUCAGAGCGGAGCGGAUCGGGCAAAAACAGCAGCAGCUCCACGGAGCCCAAACCCUCGGCCCCCUCCCCAGAGCCCAGGGAUGAGGCCACUUCCUCCAGCGAGGAGCCCUAGAACAUGAAACCUCAGACUGUGAGACAUUGCUUUGGACAGUACUGCUAGACUGGAGGCCUAUGUCUCCAGUGUUUUGAUUUCUGGGUGAUUUCCGCCCGUUUCCUGCUUUAAGAACAGAUUACGGCUGGUGUAUAAUCAAAACAUCUUGGAAGAAUCAAGUCCUACAGUAUCAUAGGACUGAAUCACACAUAGCCUGAAUCAGACGCCCACCUGUGACAGAUGAGAAGCUCCUCAGGUCUCCUGUAUGGAUUCUUUAUGUGCAUGAAAAGCUAUUGCUUUUUAUUAAUUGAUUUUCACACUCAUUCGGCCUGAUGCAUUCAUUGUACAUAUCAUUGUAUGUUUCUGUGAUGCAUUUGUUGGUGCUUUUUACAGUCUAACAUGCUCACUUAAAAGCUGAAGUCCUUUAAAAUACACUUAUAUAGAAUGUUUUUGCAUAUAGACGGUAAGGAACUGUAAUAUAUUACAUGGGUUUGUAUAUUUAAAGCUGCCUCAUAUCUGAUUUUCUUUUUAUUUAUUUGUAUCUAUCUCUAUGUGCACUUGUGUGUCAUAGGGUUCUGGUGAACUCAUAUACACACUAAUAGUGCACUCUAUCAGUAAUCAUGAUUUCAGGCCUUCAUAUGGAAGACAUUUUUAUUAAUUGACUUUAACCGCUCUCUGUCAACACCCUCAUGUUGCUCUAAACCUGUAUGCUUUAGUUGUCAAGCUCCAAAUCAAGUUUGGCAGCUGAGCAUACAUAUAAACACUAUUAAAGUAUUGUAGCAUCAGUAAGCAGUCCAAUAAACUAAUGCACUAUAUUCCAUGUCUUUGGACAUUAUACAGUAGCAUUGUGUUAGGAACAGACACCAGCAUAGCAAGGGUUUUAUGUCAACUGAGUGCUACAGAAAAAUUUAAAAAAAGUUAGCAUUUUUAUUAGUUCCAUUUUGAGCACUUCUUGCUUCGUGAUCCUAAAUUCAGUUUUUUUUUUUUUAAAUGGGUUAAAAUCAAGAUUUGUUUCACAUUUUAUUACACAGCAUGAAAUAUAUCAGUAAUAGCUCUCUUGUGUUUUUUGUCGGCUUAUGCAUGUCUUAAAAAGGCAGUUGCUAACAAGUGGUUAGUGGGAUCACAUCACAAACAAACAUCACAUCAAGCUCAGUUGACAGCUUGAUUCUUCAGAAUUCUUUUGUGAAAAUUAUUUUGAUAAAAUAUUAAGCAUGAAUACCAAUCAUGAAUCAACUUUUUGUUUUGUCACAGAGCUUUUUUUAUUUAUUUGCAAUUAUCCAAAAGAUGCCAGCGUAAACAAUCCUAUUGGUUUUUGAGUCAGGGAAAUGCUCAAUUGGUUAUGCUUACUUGUCUUACAAAAAAUGACGUCAUCCCUGCAGCACUCUAUUAUGAGCCAGUUUCUAUAACAAAGCUAUCAUAGUCCAUCAGAAGUCUUGGAAAAUAGCACACAGGUCAUAUGGACUUACUUCUGUGCUACAUUUAUGGUGGUCUUUUACAGCCUCAGUCCCUGUUCACUGCAUGGAAGAGAGCAACAAGAACUUUCUUCAAAUCUCCAUAAGGACAUAAAGAAAGUCAUACAGGUUUAAAUGACAUGAGGAAGAGUAAAAACAACAAACCUUUGAUUUGAACUGUUUUAUGCAGUAAAACUGUGAAAUUAAUAGUCAUAUCAUAUGCUGAUAUGUGAGUGUGUUUUGAGAUCAACUGGUUCAUGCAAACGCACAUUGAUGAUUCUGGUCACCUGGCCCUGGAUCAAACUUUUGCAUAAGUGUCUUUUUUUGCAGUAAAUCAAUGGGACAUUGCAAUUCUUUACAAUGCGACUUACAAGGCAGUUGUGCUGCAGUGAGCACAUUGUACAAUCAUCUCUGUGUGCACUCAUUAGGGAACCUUGUACAUAUAUAUAUAUAUAAUUUUUCACAGACAGGGUGAUCUGAUGGCCUUCAGCUCUGAUCAGUAAACUGUAGCUCUGUUCUCUGAAGAGCUUCGUUUAAACUGAUCCUGAGUUUGUAAAAUACCUCUUACUGAAACACAAGUGUCGCUGGAUUACCGUUUUUUACAACGAGACACCGUCUUUGGCUGAUUAAUGAUCAAAUUCAGUGAUAUGUUUCUUAGAAAGUGAAAUGUAAAGGCUUCAGGUGCCGGCUGUUUGUCUGCUUGUAAAGCAGUUUGUCUGCAUAAAGACGUUUUAGUUUUUAAACUCUCAUUGCACUUAAAAACUGUACAGGAGACAGAUGUGACUGUCAUAUUAUUUUUCAUGAAUUGCUGUCAUUUUACAUUUAUGUCCCUUGUAUGUGUGGAUAAUUAUGUGUAAUUUUGUAAAUUCUUACCUGUAACUAAAAUGUAAACAUGUAUCUAAUAAUUUACGCCCGGAGGGUCAGAUAGGGUCACUGUUAGCCUUUGUUUAUGGUUUAACUUAAAGGGAUAGUUCACCAAAAGAUGAAAAAUCUGCUAUUAUUUACUCGUCCUCAUUCCAAGACCAUUUUCAGAAUCAACUGCAUUCUGCUAAAUAGUUUGUGUUCAGUAGAGAAAAAUAUGUCGUAAGGUUUUGGCAUGACAUGAGAUUCAUCAUUUAGGUCUCAAAAAGGUAAAUGAUGACAGAAUUUUAAUUUGUGAGUGAACUGACCGUUUAUUCAUCUCCUCGUACUGUCUCUCGACGCAUCUGCUCUGAAAACAUAUCAGAAGGGAGAACAGACUGCUCUGGAUGUGAAUGCGGAAUGACAAAUUCUAGAUGAUAUGCAGUAUUUAUCUUUUUUUUCUGUUUUUGUACCUCAUCACUUUAGAUUAGAAAGCAUGAAUGCUGUUGUGUUACGUCUUUUGUCUUAAAAAAUCGGAGGGAAAGUGCUUUGUUUUGUUGGAGCAGCAUGUGUCUUUGAAGUUAACAAAUGAAACAGCUCAUGAAUGUCUUUAUAAAAACCCACGCCACCCACAAUUCCCUCACACGUCUACAAUCAGCACUCAUUAAACUGUAAGCUAUGGAAGCUGUAUCCUUUGAAUUAUGUAAACCUUAUGCUUUGUUACAAAGAGAAAAAAACUUUUUAUAGCUAGCUGACAUUGUGUUUGAUUGAGUUUGAAUAUUUGAAGCAUAACUAUGUCACGAGAGAAUCCAAGUUUAAAUCUUGUUUUUAAAAAUCGGAAACAAGGGUUAUCAAAUGUGUCUUGACAUCUUUGUUAAAAUUACCUCAUAUGGACCGGCUCGAUGGCAGAGAUCACGAUCGGUCAUCUCAUCUGGAUUGUUCAAUAAUGCUUUAUGCUGAAUGUGAUCUUGCUCUAAGCUUGUCAUGUGUCAUGGCAGAGAUGCAACUGUGUUAUUUUCUAUCCUUUAAUAAUAGGAAAAUUUGUUUUGCUGUUGUCAUACUGUAGUUUUUAAUGAAUUUGUUUUGCUGGCUUUUGUGUAGAGAAACAAGUGAUGCAUUAUAGUUGUCAAUUAUCAUCCAGUCUGAUUAAGUUUAGAGCUCUUUAUGAGCUUACACGAGGUCUAAACCCAGUAAAAGAGCAGAAAGAUUAAAACAAACAUAUACUACACUCAUUUCAGAUGGGAAAUGUUCAAAUCUGCAAAAAGGCCAGUUAAUGUAACUCCAAGCCAGCCCUAAUUUAUCGUCUGAUGGAACAAUCCUUCAACAAUUACGGAUAAAUAAUGAAAUAAAAGUCGCAGCUCUUGAAAUCGUCUUAAAGCAUGAAAUUAUCUGCUUGUUUUUUAAAACCUGUAGACCCGAGGAGUUUGACUAAUAACAAUUCAACAAUAUUUUUCUCAUGACCGUGAGUGUUUGGAACCAUUUGUAAAAUUCCUGUUUUGCUUCUGUCCUGUUUGGACAUUAAUAAUGCUUUUGUUCAUGUUUGACAAUGCCUUUACAUGAACCCUUCUGGCAAAACAAUAAAAAUGUAUUUAUUUUAAAAUGUUUGGGGGAGGUAUUUGGAUGGUCACUGUAUAUGUACAGCCCAGUGCGAGAUUGAAGAUGCAGUCAACUCUCAGAGAAAUGUUCAAGGUUCAGACAUUUUAUACAGUAGAAAUGUAUAGGUUGUUUUUGUUAAUUUU
Messenger RNA from Carassius auratus (goldfish), 6148 nucleotides. Its product is annotated as retinoic acid receptor beta-like. NCBI's taxonomy places the organism in Eukaryota, Metazoa, Chordata, Actinopteri, Cypriniformes, Cyprinidae. Gene Ontology annotation, molecular function: nuclear receptor activity; nuclear glucocorticoid receptor binding; zinc ion binding. The transcript has 6 exons. The coding region runs from base 1111 to 2139 and encodes 342 amino acids. Gene Ontology annotation, cellular component: nucleus; transcription regulator complex. Gene Ontology annotation, biological process: cellular response to corticotropin-releasing hormone stimulus; regulation of transcription by RNA polymerase II; retinoic acid receptor signaling pathway. The record is from RefSeq and is a predicted model, not a curated record.